AGAUGACAAUGUGGAGGUUCAAGAGGUCACAGACUUACAAAGUACAGAAAAAAUAAUUAAAGAUAACAAUGUUCAGGCUCAAGAGGUUACAGACUUACAAUGUAGUACAGUAAAAAUGAUUAAAGAUGACAAUGUUCAGGCUCAAGAGGUUACAGACUUAGAAUGUACAGAAAAAAUGAUUAAAAACGACAAUGUUGAGGCUCAAGAGGUUGAAGUUUCUGGGAAUCAGGGAAUAAAGGAGGAGUUAAGUGAAACAAACAAAGCAAAGUUAGGUACCAUAAGAAGUGAUGUCACGAAAAUUUCAGUCAAAGAAAUUAAAGAAGUUCAGGGUGGUGACAUUUUAGAGAAAAUGGAGACAAAUGACAAAAUUGAGUCACUUCUCACAGAAACAUCAAAGGGUAGUGUUUGUGUUUGUUCAGUACUCAAAGGCAAGGAGGAGGUUGUUGAAGAAACAGGAGAGCCAAGUAAAGUAAAUACAAUAAAGGUAGACACAGUAACAGAACUAGCUACUGAAGAAGUUGCAGGUAAUCAAACGGAAGUUACUAGUUGUGACAUUGUUGAGAAAAUGGAGGUAGAUGUGGAGGAUUCACUUCACAAAGAAAAGGUACAGGACAGUGUUAGCAUAACAUUAGAAGACAAGAAAGAAAUCCCAAAUGAGGACAAGGUUAGAAAAAGCCCUGAAUCAGGGAGUAGAAAGGGUAGUCCUGAGUCCAGAAGUAAGGAGAGAAGCCUUGAAUCUCAAAAUGGAAGAGGCCCAGAGUCUCAAGAUAAGAAAAGAAGUCCUGAUUCAAAGGGUAUAAAGAAAUGUCCAGAGCCCCAAGAUGAACAAAAGAGUCCUGAAGACAAAGAGAAAGGUAAAAGUACCCUUGAUGAUAAAACCAGUUGUAGUCCUUGUGAGAAAAGUAACAAGAAAAUUGAAGACCAAGAUAAGGAAAAGGAUAGUCAAUGCAGAAAUAAUCAAGGGAGUAGCAAGGUGCCUUCAAAGGCUGACAGUGAAAAGGACCCCAUUACUGGCUGUAAACUUCCAAUUAAUUUAAAGAGUGACGUCAAGGAAAGCAACACUUUCCGUCAGGUAGUGGUUCUGGCGAAUUCUGCCUAUAAGAUUCAGCUGAAAGGCAUGGAAAACUCACGUGUUAAGGUUGUAUAUGAAGAUAACCUGAGCUCUGAAACUAUGAUCUACAACAUUAUACAGAAGCACAGAAAAGAAUUUGGAAGGAAUACUUUGUGGAUACCUUUAGCAGGUGUUUAUACCUUUGUUAAUGAUGUGAAAGUAGAAAGUUGCAAGAAUUGCAAAGAACCCUUAAGGGUUAUUCCCAAGCCCAGUCAACUUAAUGACAACAAAUUGUUAGAUUAUAAAAUUCUGCAAUUGUGCCAAGAUACUUGUGACACUGUUCAAUAUCGUUUAGGUUCUGAUGGGUUGAUCACAAUUGUUCCCCCUUUACCAGCCCUUUUGGCACUUACAGAGAAUUACAAUACCCAUCAAGAUUUGCAUGAUGCUGUAGAUGGUUAUAACCUCAUUGUAGCCAAGACCACUUAUGAGAGGAUGCGGAAAAAGUACAAUGCAUUUUGCAGGACAUGGAUAGAAAAUUCUUGUGAGAGAAACAAAUCAUGGAUAAGUGUUGAAGUUUUUCAAGAGUAUAAAAACAGAGGAGAGGCAAACUUGUUUCCUAUUUUUUCUAAAUUUAGAUAUGAGAUUAGAUUGAAGAACUGGUUUGAGAUGAUGGAGAAGUUCAUUAAUUUGGUUUUGGAAACCACAUUCCCAGAUAUGAGGGUAAUUGAAAGUCUUUCCACAUCUUGUAAAUUAGACUCUACAGAAGUACCUCCUCCUCCAGAUGAUAAGGUCAGCAAAGUUGUUGUUGUAGGAAGUACAAAAUUUACAAAGGAUCUACAAGAGUUAACAAAAGACUUGAAUGUUGAGCAUUUGAAUGAAAACAUAGAUUUUGAUGAAGAUGGUUUGGACUUCCUAAAUAAACUACACAACAAACAUCCAAGUAAAACACUGUGUGUUAUUCUAUCUGGAGUAUCAGAAGUUGCACAGCCUGUUGAUUCAGGGCCACCAAAAUGUAAAACAGUGAAAUGUAAAGAACCUAUUCCAGUGUUUGUCACAAAGAAUGACAAAUUAGGUGAUCCAGAUUUUAAGGAUAUGGAAAUUAAUCGAAUGGGUAACAUCAUAGUGAAAGAAGCCUUUGAUUUUGCCACACUUGCCUUAAAGAAAUUAAAGGAAGGGUCAAAUAUAAUCUUAGCUCCUAUCAUGCCUAUGUGUGCAAUCUGGUCUGGCAAUGACACUUCACAUAGUCAUGAUGCUCUUCAUAGGAUGUACAAACAAGAUCCAAAUGUCCCCCAUUUCAUUGGGGAUUCCAGUGUUUGGAUUAAAAGUGCCAAAGCUUUGGAGAUCAAAUGGUUAAAUAAGAUUAUUAGUAGCGUUAAGAAAGACUCAUAUCUCUGUGAACUAUUGAAACAGUACAAAAAAGAGAUACCUCCAGUUUUAGAGUAUGUGGAAGAUGUUACUGUCCCUCAGGUGAAAGACAUGCAAAAAGCUUGGUCUGAAAUGAUGGCAAAACUGCUUAGAUAUUAUUUGGUGGGCAGUGAAACAAAAGCUGUGUUGGAACCAGUUGUGAAUCCAGUUCCUGUUGAAGUCUCUGUUACUCUUCAUAGCCAAGGAGCUGACUCUGAACCUUCUGCUGUAGGUAUCUCAGAGGUUGUUAAACUUUUGGAUCAAGAUCAGGUGAAGAGGGUACCGUCUGGUGAGAGUGUAGAAACAUCCCCUCAUAACAAUGCUCCGCCACUUGUGGAUCAACAAACAAAAGUGAAUAGGAUACCCCCUGGUGGGAAAGUACCAAUGUCCCCUCAUAGUAAGGCUCCGCUAUUGGAUCACAAAACUCAAGUAAACAGGACACCCCCUCGUAUGAGAGAAGAAACGUUACCUCAUAGUACUACUCCAGUAGUUUAUUACAAUCACCAAAGUCAGAUGAAUAGAAUACCCCCUGGUACGGGACCAGACGCAUUCCCUCAUAAUGGCCCUCCAGGACCUCUGGAUUACCAAAAUCAGAGAAAUUGGAUACCCCCUGGUACGGGACCAGAAGGAUUCCCUCAUAAUGGCCCUCCAGGACCUCUGGAUCACCAAAAUCAGAGAAAUUGGAUACCCCCUGGUACGGGACCAGAAGGAUUCCCUCAUAAUGGCCCUCCAGGACCUCUGGAUCACCAAAAUCAGAUGAAUUGGAUACCCCCUGGUACGGGACCAGAAGGAUUCCCUCAUAAUGGCCCUCCAAGGACCUCUGGGAUCCCCACCAAAAUAAGGAUGAAUUGGAGACCCCCUGGUACGGGACAGAAGGAUUCCCUCAUAAGGGCCCCAAAAACCCAGGACUUGGAUCACAAAAUAGAUUGA
Molecule: messenger RNA, 3385 nt
Organism: Macrobrachium nipponense
Lineage: Eukaryota; Metazoa; Arthropoda; Malacostraca; Decapoda; Palaemonidae
Exons: 5
Coding region: 116-3385 (1089 amino acids)
Source: RefSeq, a predicted model, not a curated record